CCAGCCUCUGGGGAAGGCAGGGGGCCCGGCGACUCCCUCCGCUGCGCGCCGGUUCCUGCGAGCGGCCGAGCGGGGGAGGAGGAAGAGGGCUGGGCUGCAGCGAGCAAGGGGGAUAUUCCUCUCCCGGCUUGAGUCAGACGCUGGCGGGUCCGUCCUCCUCCGUCCCCUCCCAGGAGACGGGAACUUACUUCAUUUCCCUGGGGCAGGUUCGCCCACGUUCCCACCCACCCCUUGGCUCCCCUUCCAGCCUCCGCGCCCCCCGCCCGGCUGCACAGGACCCCGGCCGCGCCGCCACCCCCUCUUCGGGGAAAGGCAGCCGCACCGCAAACACCUGGGGCCGGGGUGGGGUGGGGGCCCCUCGCAGCCGCGAGAGCGUUGUCCAACACGUGAGCCUCAUGUGAUGAAGCCGGGGGAGGGCGGGCAGGUCGCUCCUUCCCUCCCCGGCGGCGGCCAGACGUGCCUGGAGUCACAGGGUGGAACACGUAGCUCCAACCCACCCACUCGCUCCCAUUUAACCCAGCCCGCAGCCUCUCCGUGACUCCGCGGCUCGCCCCCCCGCCCGCCCGGCCCCCGCCCUAACCGCCCCCCCGCGCUCCUGCCCGCCUCCCCGCCCGCCCCACUUCUCAUUCACUUGGCUCGCACGGCGCAGAAGGCACUGGGAGCACACUCCGCCAGGCUGUGCGCAGAGCCGGAGCCAGAGGCCUCGGAGACACUAUGCACGCCCCCAACUGAAGCAGCAGCAGCACCUCGAAGUCGCAGCUCCCGGCAGCGCAAAGGGUUUCAGGGCGCUCAGACCCAGAGGAAGCCGUGCCGGGGAGAGACCCGAGGGCCCCUGCAGGACAGUCCUCACCCGACGCCCUUCUGCAGCCAGGAGCGCACAGUGGCCCCGGCUCGCCGUGCCAUGGAGCGGAUCCCCAGCGCGCAGCCGCCCCCCGCCUGCCUGCCCAAGGCGCCAGGACGGGAACCCGGAGACCUACCAGGGAUGGAUUUUGCCCACAUGUACCAAGUGUACAAGUCGAGGCGAGGAAUCAAGCGGAGCGAAGACAGCAAGGAGACCUACAAACUGCCGCACCGGCUCAUCGAGAAAAAGAGACGUGACCGGAUUAACGAGUGCAUCGCCCAGCUGAAGGAUCUCCUGCCCGAACAUCUCAAACUUACAACUUUGGGUCACUUGGAGAAAGCCGUGGUCCUUGAGCUCACCUUGAAGCACGUGAAGGCCCUGACGAACCUCAUCGAUCAGCAGCAGCAGAAAAUCCUGGCCCUGCAGAGCGGUUUGCAAGCCGGAGAGCUGUCGGGGAGAAGCGUCGAGGCAGGCCAGGAGAUGUUCUGCUCGGGCUUCCAGACGUGCGCCCGGGAGGUGCUGCAGUACCUGGCCAAGCACGAGAACGCUCGGGACCUGAAGUCCUCGCAGCUGGUCGCCCACCUGCACCGGGUGGUCUCGGAGCUGCUGCAGGGGGCGCCCCCCAGGAAGGCGUCGGAGCCCACCCCCAAGGCCGCGGACUUCAAGGAGAAGCCCGGCGCCCUGGCCAGAGGCUCCGAGGGCCCCGGGAAGAACUGCGUGCCCGUCAUCCAGCGGACUUUCGCACACUCGGGCGGGGAGCAGAGCGGCAGCGACACGGACACCGACAGCGGCUGGGGCGAGUCGGAGAAGGGCGACCCGCGGGGCGAGCAGCCCUACCUCAAAAGUGACCACGGGCACAGGUUCGCCGCGGGAGAGCGGGUCGGGGCCAUCAAGCAGGAGUCGGAAGAGCCCCCCGCCAAGAAGAGCAGGAUGCAGCUCUCCGACGAGGAGGGCCGCUUCGCCGGCGGGGACCCCGUGGGCUCCCCGUUCCUGGGCCCGCACCCCCACCAGCCCCCCUUCUGCCUGCCCUUCUACCUGAUCCCGCCCACGGCCACGGCCUACCUGCCCAUGCUGGAGAAGUGCUGGUACCCCACCUCCGUGCCACUGCUGUACCAGGGCCUCAACGCCUCCGCCUCGGCCCUCUCCGGCUUCAUGAACCCCGACAAGAUCUCGGCGGGGCCCCUGCUGCUGCCGCAGAGACUCCCCUCCCCCUCGCCGCCCCACCCGGCCGUGGACUCCUCCGCCCUGCUCCACGCCCUGAAGCAGGUCCCCCCUUUACACUUAGAAACCAAAGACUAAACUCUUCAGGGGGUCCUGCUGCUUCGCUUGCCACCCUCUUUCCCCCUGCCCCCCAAAAGUGUGUGUGUGAGCACGGCGAGAUGGUUCAGGCGUGUGUGCGAGGCUGGCCGAGGCCGGAGACAACGGGGUGGGGGCGUGUGCACCGUGUGUUGGUUGCGGCCCAGGGGCACGCGAAGGGCCGCCCGCCGGCCGGAGUGUUGGGGGUGGAGGCGCACCUCUGGGCUUUUCCCCACCCGGAGAAGAACCCCCCCCCCCACCUCUGAUAGGAAUCAGCUGGAUUCCAAAAGCUUCAAAGCCUCGGGCUGUGAGUCAGCCUCGGCGUCGGGAGCCAGGUCGGUGGCUU
Messenger RNA from Phyllostomus discolor (pale spear-nosed bat), 2483 nucleotides. It is a transcript of the gene BHLHE40, whose product is annotated as basic helix-loop-helix family member e40. Gene Ontology annotation, cellular component: nucleus. The record is from RefSeq and is a predicted model, not a curated record. Gene Ontology annotation, molecular function: protein dimerization activity; RNA polymerase II cis-regulatory region sequence-specific DNA binding; DNA-binding transcription factor activity, RNA polymerase II-specific. Lineage: Eukaryota; Metazoa; Chordata; Mammalia; Chiroptera; Phyllostomidae. Gene Ontology annotation, biological process: circadian regulation of gene expression; regulation of neurogenesis; regulation of transcription by RNA polymerase II.